Megachile rotundata (alfalfa leafcutting bee) is the source of this 466-nucleotide messenger RNA. RefSeq lists its product as uncharacterized. The record is from RefSeq and is a predicted model, not a curated record. Lineage: Eukaryota; Metazoa; Arthropoda; Insecta; Hymenoptera; Megachilidae.
UUAGAUUUCCGGUUUCGGCAACUUUUUCGUCAGCCAAAACAACGAAACAAGCUACAGUAUGGCCAACAUCAAGUUCAUGAUCAUUACACUGGCGUGCCUGUUGGUUGCAGCACUAGUUCAUGCCAGUUCAGAAGAAUCGUCGGGUGAAAAAAACGGUCUCAACGAUCUUAUCAACAAACUUCCAUCUACUCUGAAAAAUUUAGGCGAUGCUCUUCCACUGAAAAAAAUAACUGAUGCUUUGGCAAAAGAUGGUGGUAGGGGUGGCCUCGCCUUAGGCCUGCUCCAGUUGCUAUUAGCUCUUUUGGGUCUACCAGUGGCUCUAAUUGGUAUUGUAGUUACUCUACUGGUUUCAAUAUUAACCGCAGUAGUCGGGGCAGUGCUUGCAAUACUAAGAGUACUUUAAACAUGUACGCUGUGACGUGAAAUGGAUUUAUAAUAAAAAUAAAUUAGAAUCUCACCAACCGAU